Molecule: messenger RNA, 1227 nt
Organism: Rhopalosiphum maidis (corn leaf aphid)
Lineage: Eukaryota; Metazoa; Arthropoda; Insecta; Hemiptera; Aphididae
Product: piggyBac transposable element-derived protein 4-like
Exons: 2
Coding region: 1-1227 (408 amino acids)
Source: RefSeq, a predicted model, not a curated record
AUGUUAGCUAAUAAAGAGCCAUAUGACUAUUUUAAAUUAUUUCUUACUGACGAUAUACAAAACUGUAUGGUCUUGGAAACCAAUAGAAAUGCUGAUCAAUAUCUAAAAAGUAUUAGACUGUCACGUAGUAGUAGAUUCCAUUCAUGGGAACCCAUAGUAUUAGAGGAUAUGACGAAAUUUAUUGGAUUAUUACUUUGGAUGGGUGUAGUAAAAUAUCCGAACAUUGCUGAUUACUGGAGUAAAGCGGAAAGAUAUGAAAAUAGUGUGGCUCCAAAAAUCAUGAGCAGAAACAAAUUUGAACUAAUAUUACGUUUCUGGCAUUUUUCCGAUAACAAAACAAGUGAUAAGUCCGAUCGUUUGUACAAAAUAAGGAAUAUUCUUGAUAAAAUUAAUUUCAAUUUCGAACAUUUACUUACACCGGGAGAAAUCAUCGCAGUAGAUGAGUCUAUGAUCCCUUUCAGAGGGAGAUUAAAAUUCCGACAAUACAUUCCAAGCAAACGACACAAGUACGGAGUUAAACUAUUCAAAAUAUGUGAUGUUAACGGUUUUACAUACAAAAUAAUUAUUUACGAAGGAAAACAGUCUAUUUCUGGUCAAUCAUUAGGUGAAACAAUCGUACUGUCUUUAUGCGAAAAAUAUUUAGAAAAAGGAGAAAUUUUUGGGAAAGAAGACGAUAACGGUAUUGUAGUGUCAAAAUUUAAAGAUAAAAGAGAUAUAUUUUUAUUAUCUACACGUCACAAAUUAGAUAUUAUAGACACGGGAAAACAAUCCAGAAAAAAAGAAAGCAUUUUGAAGCCUGAUGUUAUUUUAUUUCACAAUGCAGGAAAAGCUGGUAUUGAUUUAUCAGACCAACUUGCAUCUUAUUCUACUCCAGUCAGAAAAAGCAUCCGCUGGUAUCAUAAAGUUAUGACUGAGAUAUUACUUAAUACCAGUGUUAUUAAUGCUCAAAUCAUGUAUAACAUGAAACAUUAUGAUUCAAAAAUGAAUGUAAAACAAUUUCGCGAGUCGUUAAUUGAUAAAAUGCUCAACCUAAGACCUACCAGCCGGAAAUUAGCUCAACAAAUGACAGUGCCUAACACACCAAAAUUAACAGGAAAUCAAAGAAGAUCAGCAGCACCUAAACAUAAAAUAGAGGAAACGGAAGAGAAGUGUCCAAGAAAUAGAAAACUAAGAAAACGUUGCUCGGAGUGUUAUAAGAAAAUAUCACAAGAAAAAGGAUUUAGGUAA